Cherax quadricarinatus is the source of this 1640-nucleotide messenger RNA. Its product is annotated as dipeptidyl peptidase 1. Gene Ontology annotation, molecular function: cysteine-type endopeptidase activity. The record is from RefSeq and is a predicted model, not a curated record. NCBI's taxonomy places the organism in Eukaryota, Metazoa, Arthropoda, Malacostraca, Decapoda, Parastacidae. Gene Ontology annotation, cellular component: lysosome.
CUUAUCAAUGGUUUGUCAGAAGAUUUUGAGGUUUUUCAGUGGACUGAACCCGAGUAUGGAACACUUGGGACAUAAAAGAAACACGGAACGGGUGGUGUUCAAACCUAUAGGGAGCGAGUCGUAAAUCUCCAGGCCAAUGUUGGCGGCGAUACUUCUCCUGACGGUGGCUGCCCUGGCCGCGGCAGACACUCCCGCCCACUGCCUCUACGAAGAUAUUCGAGGUUCGUGGAGUUUCUCCGAGACGGAACGAACUGGUGACCACACCAUCAACUGUGACACAUUGGGGUCCAUCGUCCACACCAAGAAUUUCACCUUCAGUUUUCCCAACACUGUUACUGAUGAAUUGGGUAACAAGGGAACAUGGACAUUAAUCUACAAUCAGGGCUUCGAAGUGAACAUAAAUGAGAGGUCCUACUUCGCCUUCUCUUAUUACGAGGGAGACUUUUCCUCCGUGACAUCCUACUGUGACCGCACCUUCAACGGCUGGUCCAGGGACACCACAGUGAGGAAUUGGUCGUGCUUUACCGCUAACAAGAACACCAAGGUUGAGCCUCGGGUGAGUGAGAGGAUUAUGCAGAGAGACAUGGAUCACCCCUGGAGAAACAACCACUCCCUGAUAAAUAACAUCAACGCUGCUCAGAGCUCCUGGACAGCUAAAGCUUACCCACAGUUUGAAAAAUACACUGUUGCUGAAAUGAACCGGAGGGCUGGUGGCCCCAAGGCAGCAGUCACCAGACCUCGUCCUGCUCCAACUACCCCUGAGCAAAAAGCUCGCGUUGCUCUCCUGCCGGAGCACUUUGACUGGCGGAACGUGGAGGGUGUGAACUAUGUGUCUCCAGUGAGAGACCAGGCCAAUUGUGGCUCCUGUUAUGCCUUCGCCUCCAUGGCUAACCUAGAGGCCCAGCUGAGGAUCGUAACCCACAACCAACGCCAAGACAUCUUCUCCCCUCAGGAUGUGGUGUCAUGUUCCUAUCUGGCACAAGGAUGUGAUGGUGGUUUCGACUACCUGAUCGCUGGUCGUUACGCACAGGACCAGGGGGUCGUGGCUGAGGAGUGUAAUACGUACACCGGUUCAGAUAGCCAGUGCCAUACGGACGAGUCCUGUUCCCGCACCUACGUCAGUAAUUAUGUACACGUGGGUGGCUACUAUGGUGCGUGUAACGAAGAGGCUAUGUUAGACACCCUCGUUACUUCGGGGCCAAUCUCAGUCUCCUUCGAGGUGUAUAACGACUUCUAUUACUACGAUAGUGGCAUCUACUUCCACACCGGCCUCAAGAACGACUUCGACCCCUUUGAGAUAACUAAUCACGUGGUACUGGUGGUGGGGUACGGUGUAGAGGAGAGCACUGGGGAGAAGUACUGGAUAGUGAAGAACUCCUGGGGUGCUAGCUGGGGCGAAGACGGCUUCUUCAGGAUCAGACGAGGCACUGAUGAGUGCUCCUUGGAGUCCAUGGCUGUCCAGGUCACUGUUAUACCCUAAGACGGUCACCAUCUCACAAUAAUGUCACCGUUAUUCUCGGAGAUUUUCAUCACAUCCUGAGGUCACCAUUCCAUCACACUCAAGUGGUGUAAAAUUGUGAAAAAUUACUCGAGAUUUAUUGGAUGUAAAAAGUUAGAGCCAAAAAUAAAGAGUUAGCAAA